Messenger RNA from Nicotiana tabacum (common tobacco), 1331 nucleotides. The record is from RefSeq and is a predicted model, not a curated record. NCBI's taxonomy places the organism in Eukaryota, Viridiplantae, Streptophyta, Magnoliopsida, Solanales, Solanaceae.
UCAUAACCAACUGGUGAUAGACAACAUCACAUGAAGUUUCACAUGGUUUUGCUUACUCUGUCAAAGUAUUCAGUCCAUCAAUUUGUUGAACAACAACACUAGGCCCUACUGCUUCUCAGAUUAGGAACAUAAAGACCCCCUUAAAAUAAAAGCCACAAGAGUGGAUGAAGUUUAUGACUAACUGACUAUCACAUGGUAUUGCCUUCUAACUCCUUAACAAGAACUUAGAAUUUUAGGCCGUAUUUGUGGAAUAACAGCAGGUUUCUCAUACUCCUAUUAACCUAAUCUAUUCCUACUGAGUACCUCCUCUAAAACUCGGCUUUAAUGCAUUUGUUUUUAUAGCACAAAUAGCGAAGAUGACAAUUCAAAGGUUCCCUAUCUACAUGACCAAGAAGGGAGAAGCACAUGGUUUUCCUUCUAACCUGCAAUUGCUCAUUUAAUGGUUUCAAAUUAUUGGCAUUGGUGAGAAGCACCAAGUAUGAUCAAAGUAAAAAAAAUAGAAGGAAGAAACUUAGCUUCAUCCACAAAUUUAAGGCCCCAUAUCAACAUAGCCAAUAGACAUCAGCACAUGGCUUUGCCUUUGGUUGUUAGUAGCAAAACUUCAGCUCCAACUACAAAGCCUGUCUACAACCUCUUGUAUAAAUAACCCCCUUUUCUACGGACAUUUUUCAUCAUCAAGUCAAAGCAUUAUCUAUUCAGCCGUCAAAAGGUUCUAAAUUUCUAGUUUACUUUCUUGUUUCCAAACUUUCAAGAAAAAGAAAAAUGGAAAGGAAGAGAAUGGUCAGUACUAAGAAGCUCAUCAAAAUGGCAAGGAAAUGGCAAAAGUUCGCGGUCAAGCAGAGGAAGCGGAUUUCAUUUCCAAGAAAUGGCAGUGAUAUAGACAGUUGUAGUACAUCCUCACCCUCUAUUGUUGAAAAGGGUCAUUUUGUAGUAUAUACAGCUGAUCAAGCUCGGUUUGUCAUUCCCUUGGCUUAUCUUGAAAAUGAGGUCAUUAGGCAACUCUUGAGCAUGUCUGAGGAAGAGUUUGGACUACCAAGUGGUGGCCCUAUUACAUUACCCUGUGAUUCGGCGUUCAUGGACUACAUCAUGUCACUGAUCAAGAAAGGUGUAACUGCUGGAGAUCUUCACAAAGCAUUGCUCCUCUCAAUUCCUUCAUGUUGCUGUUCAACUUCUUCCUUUCACCAAGAAAGUGGAAAUCAACAGAUUCUUGUUUAUUGAGACAUGAAACGGAUAUAUUUUGUAAAUGAUAGCUCAAAACAGAUUGUAUAGCAGAUGAAAAAUAGGCAACUGAAAGUUGUAUUAUUACAGAUGGAAUAGAGGUUUAACAUUCU